This is a messenger RNA of Megalopta genalis, 851 nucleotides long. RefSeq names its product TM2 domain-containing protein 2 amaretto (gene amrt). The record is from RefSeq and is a predicted model, not a curated record. Lineage: Eukaryota; Metazoa; Arthropoda; Insecta; Hymenoptera; Halictidae.
GUGGAUGAUUUUGGUACCAAUUAGAACAUUAGUGCCAGAUUCCACCGUAUGGUGUGCACGGGUCGUGUUAAUGAUUAGAUCUAAGUACAGAUGGCGUCGAUUCAGAAUGAAAAAUAUAUAGGGUGCUCCUAGCUACCCAGAUGCCGAAGUUGACAAGAUGAGGUUACUGUUUUUGAUCAUAAUUAUUGUUUGCCUCUGUGAUUUGCGAAUGUGUUCGGAAAGCACGCCGACAAAUAAAACUGCCGACUUCCCGCAGGAAUAUAGACCUGAAGGACCACUGGUACUUUGUAAAUUUUUACCGAAGGAGUUCAUAGAAUGCGAGGAACCGGUCGAUCACAAAGGCAAUAAAACUGCCAAGGAAGAAACUGGAUUCGGAUGCGUGAAGUUUGGUGGCUCUAGGUACGAGGAUGUUGAAAAGACAAAAGUAUCUUGCACAGUAUUACCAGAUAUCGAAUGUUACGGACCAAGAACAUUCUUCCAUGAAGGAGUUCCUUGUAUAAAAUAUAGUGAUCAUUAUUUUGUUACUACUCUACUUUGUAGCAUACUGUUAGGUUUCUUAGGUGUGGAUAGGUUCCAUUUAGGUCAAAAUGGCCCUGCCCUAGGAAAAUUGUUUUCAUUCGGUGCAGCAGGAGUAUGGUGGAUAUUCGAUGUAGUAUUGUUAGUAACAGAUUCCUUACAACCCGAGGAUGGUAGUAAUUGGAAUCCUUAUGCAUAAAGAGAACAAGUCUUUUUAUAUUGUUAUUCGAUAUUUUUAAAUCUGUAUAGUUACUAAAAUGCAUUUUGUAAAAUAAAUUUAUAUCUACUUGUACAUAUGUUAUCUUGUAAAUAGAUUUCUGUUACUUAAAAAAACA